GUUGUUGCUAGCUUGACAGUGGUGUCGGGUGAGGGGUCAUAAAUUGAGACAGACUCCCACAUUUGCAUACAGUAUUUCCCCUCUGCAUAGCUGGAAGACAAUAUGACCCUGCACCGCUCAACCUCUGCUCGUUAAUACUCCGCCAGCUCCGGACCGAGGAGUUACUUUCUGUAGUGGUGUUGGCUGUCUGGACCGCCACUUUCUCUACAGUUUGCUCCAUCGUCCCUGUCCGUCCAGCCGGCUGCCGCUGUCUCUCCACAGCAACGGGAGAGGUCCAGCCGAGCUGAACUCCGCGGAGCCAUGCGACAGUGGUGUGUCCCCGCUGCGACCCCUCGCACUGAACCACUCCCGGGGCGCCUGUCUGUGUCACCCCCUCCAUCAGAUGCCAGAAUGGAGUGCUGUGAGGUGGAGCCACGCUACACCAUCGAACAGAUCGACCUCCUGCAGCGUCUUCGCCUCUCCGGCAUGACCAAACCUCAGAUCAUCCACGCUCUGGAGUCCCUGGAGAGGCUCGACCCGGACCACCGCCCGUCACACUGUGGCUCUCAACCCGCCCCGUCCAACAACACCCCCACCACCGCCGCCCCAGCCCCGUCCUCAUCUUCAUCCUCCUCCUCCUCGCUCUCCCUCGCCUCUGCCACCACGCAGACCUCCGGCCUGGACGGCGCCGCUCUGUCCCCCAGCAAUAGCUACGAGGCCUCGCCUCCACCCCUCUACCCUCCCAGUGUGGCGGUCCAGCGGUCAUUCAGCUACGACUUGAUGGGAGAGGAGGAGUGGGACCUGGAGGAGAAGGUGGAGGAGUACAUGAGGAGAGACAGCAACCUGGUGAAAGAAGAGAUCAAAACUUUCCUCAACAAUCGCAGGAUCUCUCAGGCCAUCGUAGGACAAGUUACAGGCAUCAGCCAGAGCUACAUCUCCCAGUGGUUGCUGCAGCAGGGCCUGGAGAUGAGCGACUCCAAACGCAGAGCCUUCUACCGCUGGUACCUGCUGGAGAGGAAUAACCCAGGGCUGAGGUGGAGUGAAAGCCAGCACAGCGUGAGUCCCGUCAUGCCCAGGGCCAGGGGAGGGGACAGAGACGGGACGGUAGCAGGGGCAAGUGGCAGCCUCCCCAACCCCAACACCAACCUCAACCCCAACCCCGUGUGGAGCAGGCAGAGAGAGCUGCUGAUGCACUUGCUGCCGUGGUACACUGCUGCCGCCGCGGCCGCCCAGGCCCAGCCAGGGGCCACCUUAUCAAUGCGCUCUCUGGUGAAGGAGGAACCUGAUUGGAGGACAGGGAUCAUGGCCGGGGACAGAGCAGGGAUGGUGGGCGGGCCUCUGAGGCUGCGCAGAGGAAGCAGGUUCACCUGGAGGAAGGAGUGCCAAUCAAUCAUGGAGAGCUUCUUCAUGGAGAACCAGUACCCAGAUGAAGCCAAGCGGGAGGAGAUUGCCAACGCCUGCAACUCUGUCAUUCAGAAGCCAGGCUGUAAGCUGUCUGAGUUUGAGCGUGUGACGGCAUUGAAGGUGUACAACUGGUUUGCCAACCGCCGUAAGGAGAUGAAGAGAAGAGCCAAUAUCGAAGCUGCCAUUUUGGAAAGCCAUGGAAUUGAGGUGCCAAGUCCAAGCUGCCACUCAAACGGUGAGGAGGGAGAGAUGCAUGAGUUUGCCGAUCAGGUGAAUCAUCGAUUCUCAGAGCAGGAAGAGACAUCUUCCCACAGGAUUGUUGACCAACAAGACCCCUCCUCAUUGGCUACCACAGAGGUUGCAGCGCUGCCAAGCCCCACCCCUCAGGUCCUGGAUCAGAAAGAGGAGGAUUCAAAAAGGGAGACUGUGGAUGAAGAGUGACCAAAGCUAGUGGAGUUUGGAUCAUUAAUAUUUGAAUAUAAAUCAGAUGAAAUAGGAAAAACAAUAAGUGUCUCCUCAACCACCCAUGUAGAGCCUUUGGGGCCUAUGGCACCCAGAAAAUCAAAGGGAGAAGGGUGCUGAAGCUCGCUGAGGUGCCUCUGAUGGUAAGGAGGCAACUGUAUUUAUCAACAGUAAUCCUGCUUAUAUUAACGGCAAUAUACAGUAUAUAUAUAUCAAUAUAUAGUGCAUUCCAAGAUGGUAUUAAAAAGCCUAAAUUCCUUAGAGGGAGAAUUAUGUAAAGGAUACCUCGCCCAUUUUAAGCUAAGCCUUUUCUGUUUUCUUUGCAUCAUGCCUUCUUUUAGCCUUUUCAGAGAGUGGUUGUUUGAUGGACUGUGGUGACAUGAGUGCUGAGCCUGCAGGUCAGGUGUGUUUUGGGUGUGGGGAUAAAGUAUGGUAUCAAGGAUCUAGUUUAUGCUGAUACGAAUGUCCUCUGCUCGCUUGAAUGUCUUUGACCCCAUCCGGUGCGUAAGACUCUAACCUCAAUCAGUCGAUUGAUUCAAUCAGUCGAUCAAUCAACGAGUACUGUUGCUAUCAAAUCUGUAAAGCCCUGAGGGACAACUGGAAUCUCAGGUAAUCCCAAAAAAUGGUGGAUACGGACAGUGAAGAUUUGUCUUAACAUGCGCUUUAUUUUCCUAAUUUUCUUGAUCAUAACUGUGUUUAACCAAAACAGGAUGUGUUAUUUAUACCUUUUUAUAUUAGCAGAACAAGCCUAGGACAAUAUAUCAUAGUAUCUCUUUGUCAUCUUUGUUAUACUGAAUGCUGCUGUUUGGUCUUUUUUGUAGUAUAUCAUCAUUUCAAAAGUCUGUCUCAAUCCUCAACUCAGCCAGUGAAGCUAGACAACAUAAGUCUACUCAGAUUUUUUUUUUUUUUUUAAACGUUUGAAAGAACGCUAAAACAAAUGUGAUCAAAAAUAAUGCGUCAACCGACAUGCUACAAGCACCUUCUCUCCUAUUGGAAUAAGCUAAAGCUUAAGCUCCUGUAAGUUUGUAUGACUGCAAAGCUGCACUUCAAAGUGGAUCUCACUAUAAUUGAAAGAGGGAAGCGUUACAGACUGUACCUGCGUUUGGUACGGAAGCCCUGAGAGGCAAAUGUUGGAAAAAAAAAAUCGGGUAAUCUAAUUAUCCAAGUUUAAAGUAAACUGUUUUCUCUCCUGUGUUUAUGACAGAAGAAAAGUUGGGAAAAAUAUGCUUUAGCAGGGUCAUCUUUCUAUGUUCCUUCAUUUUUUAAAAUUGAAUCCGUAAAAUAGAUAAACUGUUGUUUUUUGUAGCCUUUGCUUGUUACAAGUGUUUAUUGUUGUUAUACUUAUGUCGGCCACAAGAGGCUGCAGUGCACCAUUACGCCAUGCUAUGAAUACGACUAAAAGCAUUCAUGUUUUCUUUCAUGUGUUCAGACAACACAAAAAAAAAGACCCCAAACAAUAUGAAACAAAAAGUCAAUGCAAAGACGCGGGUACGCAGGUGAAAUUCGUGCAGGUGACACAAAUGAGACAACCCUGUGACGUGAAGACGCAAUAUUUGCAUGAAGCGGCGUCAUAAAGCCGAUCAUCCAAGCAUUGUUCAGAAAACAAACAUUUUAAAAGUUGUUCGCUCGUCGUCCUGCAAACAAACCUGACAAAACAUGAAUUAAUAUUUUUAAUUAGCAUCAUGUUGCUGUUAUUUCUGACUUUUUAAAGCCAUUUAUAUCCAUUAAACAGCUAAAUCUGUUUAUGUUGGGUACAUACCACUGCCAAACGGCGUACCGGCAGUCAUCAAGUUGCAGUACCUGGAGAAGAUCGUAAAAUAUAUCAAGCUGUGCGUAACUCCAGAUGAUAUUAUUAACCUAGACAUGACUGGUUUUCUGAUGUAUUUGGGACUUCCACAGCAUGUCCGCAGCAAUACUAGUUAUUUCGUCCACGAUUGAUGAUGGUGGUGUUUUUUGCACUGGCGCGUGUCGCACGAGUAGCAUAAAAUAAACACGUGGUCUUACAGUCAAACUUGAACAAGGCGAAAGUUGUGCCAUGGGUAAACGCAUCAUAAGAAAGUGAAUCUUAUGAUACAGGUAACAAAUAAAGGGUAACUUUGAAAAAUUAUCCUAGCAAAACUUUUCCCCCCUUUUCUCAAGUCAUAAACACAGGAGAGAAAACAAUUUAGAUCAGACUUAUUUUCUAGCAUGCCUCUCGGGGCCUAGACAUGUACAUAACCCAGAGAAUUUACACGUCUAUGGGUGCUUUCCUUCAAACGACAUUAGCACUAUAUAGGAACUGUUGUUUGUCAAACUUGAAUAGCUGACUCUAACUGCAUAAAUAGUCCCCAAUAUUUACUGGCCCAAGGCCUUGGGAGUUACUCCCGUAACGUUCAUGAAAUGGACAAAGACGCUUGUUCUCAAACGGCCCCAACAGGGCGCUACCAUGUUA
This is a messenger RNA of Centropristis striata (black sea bass), 4276 nucleotides long. RefSeq lists its product as uncharacterized. Bases 301 to 1824 code for a protein of 507 amino acids. The record is from RefSeq and is a predicted model, not a curated record. Gene Ontology annotation, molecular function: double-stranded telomeric DNA binding. The transcript is spliced from 11 exons. Lineage: Eukaryota; Metazoa; Chordata; Actinopteri; Perciformes; Serranidae. Gene Ontology annotation, biological process: positive regulation of DNA-templated transcription. Gene Ontology annotation, cellular component: nucleus.